AAUAUUUCUGUGCAAUUAAUUUUUUUAUUCUUCUCUCUUUCUUCUUAUUCCUUUUUGGCUUUAUGCCUUCAUAGAGGGACAAGUGGCAGGAAGUCAUUUGUUACUAUCGGGCUUCUGUUCGAAUAUUUCUAUUUUCAUGUAUCUGAAUAAGUAUUUAGCAUUCUAUAAAAAGAGAAACUAUGUUCUCAGCGCCCUUGGUCCAUUGUUGAACGUAACUGUCAUAGGUGUUUUCGGAAAUGAACCAUAUUGUAAAAGUUUGCAAUCCGGCCAAAAGAAGAUCGAAUUUUACUAGUUAUUUGAAGAUGCUUGAGAAUGUAAUGUUAGGUGGUGCCAAAUGCAAUCUCCCUACUUAUCUCUGGCUCACCACUAUCGUCUUAAGAUUUAUUUCACAACUUUCUGCGUGUGCUGCUAACAAUCGCCGUGUCUCUUUUUUCAUUAAUGUAUCUGAGAAGGAUCCAAUAUUGUUUGCACCUGUUACAAUGAGCUGUAAUCACGUCAGUCAUAUUAGACGGAAGAACUCGGAAAACCAGUCUCCCUGGGGUAUGUUCAGAAACCUUUUUUUAGAGUCGACUGAGAACUUCUAUCAUUUCCGGUCUCAUUGUGAGGGUUGUUUUGGGACCAGCGGUGAGUAGCGGAGAACCUCUGCCCGCAAGCUACAUGUUCGUGUUCACGUUUAGCUCGGCUACGACGGGAUUCGCUUUGUCGACGGAGGCGAUGAUCACAAAAUCCUACUUUCAGACUCGUCGCUACAAUUUAGCGCCAUGAUUUUGGAAUCGCCUAAAACCGUAGAGUUGUGCAUCUUUCUACUGAUCUCUGAUUUCUACACCACCUACAAUAUGUGGUAAAAAUUAGUAUCAACUUCGAAAAAGUUCGAGGAAUUUCUAAGAGACGGAGCUGUAUUAAAUUUUGAAAAUGUUCUUAUUGGGUUAAUUUUUGUGUUUAUUAUAAAUCUGCAUAAUGACGAUAGAUUUGGAAGAGUAUAAACGUCGUGUAGUUGAAAUUAAAAGACAGGCGUAUGAAAAUGAUAUUAAUGAAAUUGAAGUGGAAAAGAUAUUCGAUGAAGUCUUUGAAAUGUUGGAGGCUAGACAAGCAAGCAAAUCAUGUAAUCUAAUUAUGAUGAUCAAGUCUCUAAUAUUCCUCGUUUUUGCCCUGAUUUUGGGUAUGAUCAGCCUCUAUAAUCAUCCGUCCACGCAUAAUAUACUCCUACGAAAUUUACAAAAUUUUAUUUAUCCCGGGAUGAAAGUUUUUCGUAAACUGGCCGUACCAAUAAUUAGUAAUUAUCCUUCAUUAACAGAAUUUUACGACGAAUGGUGCUUAGUUGAAAAUUCAUUAUUUCGCGUAGCGGAAAUGGAUUGCUGGCCUUGUGAUUCAAUACGUUCUGUGCCGGACUUAACUGGUCAUAAUAUUACAGCUUCCUUUAAUCCCGGGAUUCCUUACACUCGCAUAGAAAAUGGUAACAUUGUAAAUUUAAAAGAGCUUUUUAAAUUAUAUAAAAAUAAUAAGGCUAUUUUCGAUAGAGAUGCUAGUAGAGUUUUAACAAACAAUGAUUCAUUCAGAACUAUUGAAGAAGUGCUUACGGCAAGAAACGAUCUUUAUCCAAGCAAGUACAAGGAUGUUCAUGUAACAUGGAGAAUAAAUAGAAUGACACCUGGAAGAAUAAUAAGAAAGCUGUUUCCUAAACCAGUUGAAACUCCAGACUGGUGGAGUCAAAGCAUGGAGAAGUUUGUUUUUAUAGACGAACCAAGAUCUCCUGCAUACACAUUGCCAAACCCAGAAUGCAGUAACAUCUUUAUGAGGUGCACUAAUGGAGCACGAUUACUACAUAUGAUACCUAGUCCAGAAUGCAUCCAACAGUGUAAACCAUCUACUAUAAUAUUGCCAGCGCACCAUACAUUAUGGUACAAUUGGUGGUAUUGGCGACCCGUAAGUCUUCCAGCAACAAAUUCCACUGAGAUUUCUAUAAACUAUCUCACAUCAUUUUGUUAAUUUUUUAUAUUAUACAUAAUUUACUAAAUCAUACCAAAGACUGAUAAAUGAAAACGAUUAAUGCUAAUAUCUCUAAAGUAUUGGUCAAUCUGCAUGUCCUUAAAUAUUUGGAAAAGUACUUAAUGCGUCUGGUAGUACUAAA
This is a messenger RNA of Cephus cinctus (wheat stem sawfly), 2128 nucleotides long. RefSeq lists its product as uncharacterized. Lineage: Eukaryota; Metazoa; Arthropoda; Insecta; Hymenoptera; Cephidae. The coding region runs from base 958 to 1986 and encodes 342 amino acids. The record is from RefSeq and is a predicted model, not a curated record. The transcript is spliced from 4 exons.